Messenger RNA from Alternaria rosae, 2433 nucleotides. RefSeq names its product C6 zinc finger domain-containing protein. Gene Ontology annotation, molecular function: DNA-binding transcription factor activity, RNA polymerase II-specific; zinc ion binding. The transcript is spliced from 12 exons. The record is from RefSeq and is a predicted model, not a curated record. Bases 1 to 2433 code for a protein of 810 amino acids. Gene Ontology annotation, biological process: regulation of DNA-templated transcription. NCBI's taxonomy places the organism in Eukaryota, Fungi, Ascomycota, Dothideomycetes, Pleosporales, Pleosporaceae.
AUGAACGGGCCUCAAUUAACUUCUGGAUUUACUCUGGCCUCGGGCCCUAGACAAGGUCAGGUACAGGGAAAGCAUGCUCAAGCUAUUCAGGCUUGCAAUCUCUGUCGUGCACGCAAGCAGAAAUGCGACGAAGCACGACCUUGUCAGUUCUGUAGUGAACACAACUUUGACUGCCAAUACAACAGUAGUUCUCCGCCAAGGCGAAAUAGAAGUGUGAUGCAACUUCAGGAUAGCAUAAACAACAUGUCUGCUCGGCAGGAUGUCAAGAAUCGGCUUCCGCCGAGUCAAGGCUUUAGAAACACGCCAAAAUUCGCUUCUCUUAAGGCAGCUUUUGCCUCCCCAACAAGGGACCCAAGCGCAUCAAGAAUGCCAAUUUCAACGCAUGGCAAGAUGCACCCUCGUCGAGUUGGUGGCACGAAUAUAGAAUCACCCAUGUUUCCAUACUCAAAUACGUCAACCGCAGACGCGCAAACACCACCUCCUAUCAAACACAAAGUUAUACUGUCUAUGUCUCAGCAGCCUGCGACACCGACCAAUUGCGUGAAAACAGACAAAAUUCGUACAUCAAAUAACUUGUUAUCAAAAGAAAGAAGCGGCCUCCAAAGUAAUCACGCUACACCAGCGCACAAACUAUUAGAGGAAGAGAGCGGCCGUGCGCUGUCAGAUUACCCAAUGCGAUUGGAACAGGACAGAGAGCUCCUCCGCGUCUACAACGAUUCGGAUGCGCCAUCGCCGAUGCCAGAGAAGGGAGGGUUCUUACAUCCUUCAAAGAACUAUAGUGCACCGCAGAAUUAUUCCAGCUAUAAGUACGGACUCAGUGGACUUGGCCCAGACAGCAGACCCAAUUUCCGUACCUCUGUUGUAAACAAGCUGCACAAGGCGUACAUAAAGCACAUGCAUAGCCUGCAUCCAUUCCUAGAUCGCAGCAAGCUUCAAACAAUGAUUAAAGAAUUCAAAGAACUAUACAGCCCUGAUAGAAGGGUUGCAAACUCGGUAUCGCCAGUAGCCCACCAGCUCAAUCCAAGUUUGAAGAGAAAGCGAUCAACCGGCUUUUUCAGCGAACCGUACUCGUUCCAGGGUGCGAUCGAGCGUUUGUUGCCCAAUGCCAUCGUUCUACUUGUACUUGCUCUGGGUAAGGUUUGUUCAUAUAGGAAGAGUUUACCGCAUCCACAAAACAAGAAAAGUCCUUGUACAAACAGGGCCUGGGAGUUUUUUAGUUCGCGCACCAAUAGUAACUUCAACAGCGAUACUUCAGACGACACUUGUCUCAGCAACAUCAAUAUUCUGCCUAGAAUGGCGUACUUUUCUUACGCGACUAGUAUCCUUGGGUAUCAGCAAGAAGGGCAUACCCUUGAACAUGCUCAAGCAAUGAUACUAGCAGCAAUUUACACAAGCCAUGCAUGCAGGGUUACUAUAGUCUUGCUCAAACAGGAUUACCACAAACUUACCUGCGAUUUCUACACCUCUCCAGAAUCUAAGAACUUAUCACUCAAAGAGCGUUACAGGCUAGAGCUGGUUUUACUCUCUUCCGAUUGUUCUCUACGUACUAACUGCGCUAUUAGGGAUAUUGUGGCUGAGAUGAGUACUCUACCUACGAGCGAUGUCAUAGUGCAUCAGAACCGCAUUAUGUAUCCAACGGGCGUGUGCGGCUACUUCCCUGUCGAGGAGAACGAACUGACAGAGGGGACUCAAGUAAACAGGAAAUCCGAGCACGAUAAAGACUUAAUAAUAUACUCCACUCACAAUGCGCUUUACAAAGCUAGUAGCUUCGACCAGGGCAGCAUCAUAGCUAAAGACAGUAAUCCUCCAUCCACGGAUCCUAAUCUUGCUUGUUUGCGUGCCAAAUAUUACGGGGGUGCUUAUAUAAUGCUUAGGCCCUGCCUACAGAUCGCAAGCUAUAUUAUGGAAUAUACACCACCCGUUCAGGCCCCAUAUCAAAACGGCCAUUGGCCCCACAGCAACUCGCCGUCCGCCACCGGGGAAACGCUCACUCCUACAAGCAGACCUGUUUCACAGGUUGAUCUGUCUGAAACACAGAAAGAUGUUGUCUCAAUCGCUUCUCAAUGCAUCGAAAGCGCUAUCAAAAGUACCGUUGCGUUCAACCGUGUCGGCGCCCCUAAAAAAAGCCUAUAUGUGGGAUUCAAGAGCACACGCAACACCAGGCUUGUAUUAACUAAUGUCUUUAGAACUCUGCACGCUCAGUUCGGAAACAUGCUUAUUCUCGCAGCUGUGUUCAAGUCAAGGCUGUACUAUCUACUUCCAUCCAACACCUCGCUUACCCUGCGGAACCUCCACGCGCUCUUCGAACGCACCUUCGAGGUCCUCAGCAAAGUUGUACACAACUCGCCGAUCCUCAAGGUCGAUCUUGAUAUCCUGCGAAACGUGCGAAAUCAACUAAACAACCAACGGGGUCUGCCGCCGUUCCAGUUGUAG